Patiria miniata (bat star) is the source of this 1035-nucleotide messenger RNA. RefSeq lists its product as uncharacterized. The record is from RefSeq and is a predicted model, not a curated record. The transcript has 2 exons. The coding region runs from base 1 to 1035 and encodes 344 amino acids. Lineage: Eukaryota; Metazoa; Echinodermata; Asteroidea; Valvatida; Asterinidae.
AUGCAGAUGGAGGAGCUAAAACUAGCUGACCAAAACGGAAAUUACACCACCACUUGGAAAAUCAUCCACACCCUCUCCGGGAAGAACUCCAAGCUAAAGGUCAAGGUUAAGAAGAGGGACGGAUCAGCCCCUGCUAGCGACCAAGAGUUGCUCGAGGAGUGGAAGGAUUACUUCAGCUCACUUCUAAAUAAUCCUGGUCUAUCAACACCACAAUUACCACCACCAGCUGCUGAGGACCUGCCUAUCUUCAUUGACCCCCCCCCCCCUACACGUGAAGAGACAGCUGAAGCUAUAGCAGCCAUGAAAGUAAACAAGGCAGCAGCACUGGACUGCGCUAUCACAGCAGAAGCACUGCAGGGAGGUGGCGUGAUACCAUCCAUGCCUUCUGUGCUGAAGUCUACACAACCCUAUCUUCACCACAUCAAGCCACGUCUGAGGAGCAACCAAGCCGGCUUCAGAUCAGGAUGUAGUUGUGCUCAGCAAAUACAUAUCCUGAGGAGGAUUAUGGAAGGUUUCAAGGAAUACCAACUCCCACUGACAGUCACUUUCAUUGACUUCAAGAAGGCCUUCGAUUCCAUUAACAGGACUGUUAUGUUUGCCGUUUUGCGACAUUACGGCAUCCCUGAGCCCUUGGUUAACGCCUUCCAAGUUCUGUACAACUCAAGCAGUGCAGUCAUGGUAGAUGGAAGUAUAUCAGAUCUAUUCCAAGUAUCAACUGGAGUUCUUCAGGGCGAUGUUCUCGCUCCCUUCCUAUUUAUCAUAAUUGUUGACUACCUUUUGAAGGCGGCUUCGUCAACCGAAGAUUCAGGAGUUGUGACUCACCCACAUCGAUCUAGGAGACAUCAAGCCAAGAUGUUGAAUGAUUUGGACUUUGCCGAUAUCAUUGCCCUACUAGAAUCAUCAACAUCUCGGGCCCAGUCACAGCUCUCCAGGACUGCUACAGCAGCUGCAGAUCUUGGUCUUACGAUCAGUGUCACCAAGACAGAAUACAUGAGCCAAAACUUGAAGUUUACGGCAGUCCCAUCAGCCAUGUGA